AUGAGCAUCUACGCUGAAAUCUUGGAAUAUAUUGUGCAAGGCUCCUACCACACAGUUAAUCAGCUUGAAGUCGUACAGUUUUAUAAGAUACAAGUGGAACGAGCAGGGCAGAGUCAGGCUUCCUUCAUUGAAAGAAACUUCAAUCAAUUUGUUGAACUCAACAAACAGCUUCACUGCUGCUUUCCAGCAUCUGAGUUACCGAGAUUUCCUUACAAACCAUUGAUGGGACUAUUUAAAGAAAGGGAAUUAGCAAGGAAAAGAAAGGAUGAGUUGAAUAUGUAUGUGAAGUAUUUGCUGAAUAGUUCACCUCCUGUUGCAAAGAGUGAUCUUGUCUAUACGUUUUUUCACUGUUUUCCCAAUGAUGAAAGAGCUUCUGGCUUGCCAUCCCCAGAAGCCGUAUCUCACACUGGGAAACUGUCAGCGAGCACACAACUCUGCAUCUCUUGGGAGAGCAGCAAGCUGUCUGUGAUGGUGAAGCAUGUCAAAAACAUUUUUUUACCAGAUGGCUCCACACCAGAUGCCUACGUUAAGAUCUAUCUUUUACCAGAUGCGGAGCGAAGGACCAAAAGGAAAACAAAAGUGGUUCCAAAAAGCAGCAAUCCAACAUAUAAUGAGAUUCUGGAGUACGUUGGGAUAUCAGGCAUUGAUCUAUCAAGUCGUGUCAUCCAGCUGAGUGUGUGGAGCAGACAGACACUCCUGGGAGCAGUAAACAUUCCUCUGAGAACUGUAAAGCUGGAUGAGGAAAAGUGGUACAGAUUGGGAAAUUCCUUAGUCUGACUGGAACAGGCUAAGGCAAGUUAUUACCAUUCAAUGACCGAGCUACCUCUAAUCUGAGAGAGUCAGUCUUCAUAUUCACUGUUUUGUAGCCCUUUGGUAUUUAGCUGGAGGAUAUUUUCUCCUGUGUUAGAUGCUACUUGACAACUGUUUAAAGA
Molecule: messenger RNA, 932 nt
Organism: Hemiscyllium ocellatum (epaulette shark)
Lineage: Eukaryota; Metazoa; Chordata; Chondrichthyes; Orectolobiformes; Hemiscylliidae
Product: phosphatidylinositol 4-phosphate 3-kinase C2 domain-containing subunit beta-like
Exons: 7
Coding region: 1-777 (258 amino acids)
Biological process (GO): exocytosis
Molecular function (GO): phosphatidylinositol binding; neurexin family protein binding
Source: RefSeq, a predicted model, not a curated record